This is a messenger RNA of Camellia sinensis, 1943 nucleotides long. NCBI's taxonomy places the organism in Eukaryota, Viridiplantae, Streptophyta, Magnoliopsida, Ericales, Theaceae. The record is from RefSeq and is a predicted model, not a curated record.
AUGCGUUUCAGAAUCAAGAAUGAUGAUGAAGCCAUCAGAAAAUCAAGACAAAAAGUUCGCACAGGUGUAUCAGGCCAAGAACAGUGGCAGAAAUCAACUGAUGUUGAUAUCAUGAAAAGUAAACAGUAUUUCGGCUCUUCCAAAGACUUCAUCAAAUCUCUUGGCCGGCAUUACAAGCUGAAUCACGGUGACUUUUCGAAUGCAAUGUUGUUCAAAGAAACCCAAAUUUUAGCAUCGUGGGCUUAUGAAAAUCAAACCAAAUGGGGCAAAGAGGUGGGCUUUUUGUAUUUCUCAGUGGUGGAAGACUACUUCACAGAUUUUAUUAAUUUGCAUGGCAAAGGUUGGAUUUCAGUGUAUUGUAACCCAGCAAGGCCAGCUUUUUUGGGCUCAGGCACCACAAAUCUGAGUGAUGUGUUGGUUCAGACCACCAGAUGGGGUUCUGGUUUGGUUGAAGUUGCUAUCUCAAGGUUCUGUCCUCUUCUACAUUGCCCAAAGCAGAAGGAGAAGCAGAUGUCUGCUCUUGAGAGAAUGUGCUAUGCAGAGCUUGCCUUCUUUCCUUUCAAUUUCAUCCCAUUGUGGUGCUUUGCAACCAUUCCUCAGCUCUAUCUGCUCAAUGGUUAUACCCUGAUGUUAGUUUGUAACCCAAGAUAUGCAUUCGCUUUCUCUCUUUUGCAUAAUUUUGAUUUCGGAUAGAGUAAUAUUAUGUAUGCUAACAAAUCUUAUAAUUUUAUUUUUGAAAAUGUUACGGGUGUAGAAAAUGUGUUGUGUCCACAGCAUUUUCAUUUGAAAAAUGCUAAAUAAUCACAAGAUUUUUUUUAUAUGGAAUGUGCUUCUAAAAUGAUGUGACUGUGACAUAUUUUUAAAUUAUUAUCAUAAUAAUAGUCGUAUGUGAUCACAAUAAAAUUCUGUUUGCAUAACACUAUUGUUUCCAUUUUAAUUCUAUUAAAAAAAAUUGUUAGAUAAAAUUUGAUCAAGAAAAUUGAAUAAAUUUGAGAGAGAGCCCCAUAACCCCUAUCUCUAUUCAAUACAAGUGUUUCUGAUUCAUUGCUGUGCAAUUAGCAAUUUGUGUACUAACUUGCUUAUUAUUACUACAAGACAAAUUUAAUAAAUUUAACAAUUCAAAAAUCGAUUGUAGUGUUAGACACGUUGAAUAAAUUUAACAAUACAGAACUACACGUGUAUAUGGAUGGAUAAGAUGUUUUAGGUUGUGGAUCUUACCAAUAAAUUUUAUAAAUUUUUUUGGAACAUCUAUAUUCUGUGUUCAAAGAGUGAAAUUGUUACACAUUUUCCCCUCAUCCCAGUCCAAACACAUCCAAGAGAUCCUCUCAACUGGAGGUUCGAUCCAAACAUGGAGCAAUGAACAGAGAAUGUGGAUGAUAAGGUCAGUCACAAGUCAUCUCUAUGGAAGUUUGGAUGCUUUCAUGAAGAGAAUGGGUAUGAGAGAAGCCAGUUUUCUACCAACCAAUAAAGCCAUUGACGAUGAGCAACUCAAGAGAUACCAAAUGGGUAAAUUCGAUUUCCAAGCAUCAAACAUGUUGAUUGUUCCAGUGGUUACCUUGGUGAUUCUAAACCUAGUAUCCUUGUUUGAAGGAGUUACUAGGAUGGGUAUCAAUGGAAGUUUCAAUGAGAUGUUUAUGCAAGUUGGUUUGUCAUUUUUCAUUGUAUCUAUGAGCUACCCUAUUGUUGAAGGGAUGGUGGUGAGGAAAGAUAAGGGUAAGGUUCCAAUUUCUGUUUCUAUUUUGUCCGCUGUGAUUUCCAUGAUUUUCUUAUUUUGGGGAUCUCCUAUUCUCAUAUAUUGGUGACAAGUAGAUCAAGUAGUUGGAUUAGAACAUUUGUAUUAAUGUAUCACGAUGCUAUUGUAUUUUUAUUUAAGUUCUUUUCUUCCUAAGAGGAGGAAAUGAAAACUCUAUUGAAAUGUAUUGAUCAUACUAUUUUGUGGCCUA